Messenger RNA from Pseudomassariella vexata, 1392 nucleotides. Its product is annotated as major facilitator superfamily domain-containing protein. The coding region runs from base 1 to 1392 and encodes 463 amino acids. The transcript is spliced from 7 exons. Lineage: Eukaryota; Fungi; Ascomycota; Sordariomycetes; Amphisphaeriales; Pseudomassariaceae. Gene Ontology annotation, molecular function: transmembrane transporter activity. Gene Ontology annotation, cellular component: membrane. Gene Ontology annotation, biological process: transmembrane transport. The record is from RefSeq and is a predicted model, not a curated record.
AUGGACUCCAAAGACACCGAGGCACAGAGGUUCGACACCAUCGCGGACGAGAUUCAUGUGCCCAUCGAUACGGCAUUGGAGAGGAAGUUGAUGAGGAAGAUCGACUUCAUGAUCUUGCCGUACCUCGCCGUUUGCUAUGCAUUCUUCUAUAUCGACAAGACGACUCUCUCCUACGCCGCUAUCUUCGGCAUUCGAACGGACCUCAACCUGAGCGGCACUGAAUAUAGUUGGCUGUCUGGCAUUUUUUACGUUGGGUACCUCAUCUGGGCCCUACCGACCAAUUUCUUGCUGCAGCGAUUCCCCAUGGCUAAAUAUUUGGGAAUCAACAUUUUCGCCUGGAGUGUACUUCUCAUGCUGCAAGCCGUCUCGACCCAUUUUGCUACCCUGGCUGCCCUACGAGCCCUCAGCGGAGCAGCCGAGGCGUGUGCUGACCCUGCAUUCAUGCUCAUCACAAGCAUUAAGGGCGCGCUUCCGAGCUGGAAGUAUGAGUUCAUCAUCAUUGGUACCUUGUGCUGCAUCCGGGGCAUCAUGAUCUUCUUUAUGCUUCCAAGCAGUCCUGUGACGACCAAGCAUCUCACUGCGGAUCAGAAGGAGUUGGUGGUCGAAAGGCUCAGGGAGAACCAGACGGGUAUCGAGAACAAGACGCUCAAGCCGUACCAGGUCCGGGAGGCAUUUGCCGACUACAAGCUGUGUUUCUUGUUUGCGAUUGCGCUGAUGCAGAGUAUUGUGAACGGGGGGGGGGGGUGGUUCAACUAUUCAACUUUGGCCACUGCGCUCCUGCAGAUUCCGUACGGUGCGUUGAUCUUUGUGGCCGUGUUGGGGUGCGUCUAUAUCAACGACCGCAUGCCGCCUAGUAAUCGCUGCUACAUGAUCGUCAUCUUCCUUCUGCCCAACAUUGCCGGGGCUGUUGGUAUGCGCUUCCUGCCCCAGGAUAACAGCAUCGGUAGAUUAAUCUGCUACUAUUUGACCGGUUCAAUCAAUGCCUCUUUUGUGCUUCUCCUCUCCCUGCAAACCGCCAAUACGGCGGGUCACACCAAAAAGGUUGUCACGUCCGCCUGCCUUUUCUUCGGCUACUGCACUGGCAACAUCGCCGGGCCCUUCUUCUACAAAACGGAACAGGCGCCCCGGUAUACCCUGGGCAUUUGGAGCAUGAUUAUCGCACACCUGCUCGAGGUUGUCAUCGUCGUAGUAUUGCGGUUCCUUCUCAAGUGGGAGAAUGACAAGCGGGAUCGACUGCAGGGGAUUGGGGGUCAUGUUCGGGUGGAGAUGUCUGAGGCGACCAGGGCACAACGCGAAGCGGACUUGAAUGUGAGUGCGUUUGGGGAUUUGACUGACUGGGAGAAUCUGAAUUUCCCGAUAUAUAUACUAAACAGAACUCAAGGUUUACGGUAG